AUGAAUACAACAUUUUGCGCAUAUCAAAAUCUUCCUUUUCACCGCAAAAACGGAAAAAGGGACAACAUUUAUUACCAGGUCAUUCGGAGGCCGACGAACGGCACCAGUCUUCGUAGAGAUCUGAAAAUAAUUCGAUCUCUGGUUCAGAGGGAAGGUUCAAGCUUCCUUGAAGUUUGGCGUAAAAAUACCAAAAACCCUGUUGGAUUUGACAGUCAGCACUUGUUCUUCGACAGAUUCAGAACUUGCUACACUAGUUAUGGCUUUGAGGGCAAGCCAGAACUUUUAUACCAACAGAAUUCGAGAAAGAUUGAAUCUGCUCUGGUUUUCGAGAGCCCCGUGGAUCAGACCUCAUUUCUUGACUGCAGUGAAUCAAGAGGGUACAAACCUUGCUUGCUUGCCGUCACGAAAGAUGGCUGGUUGGUCCGCCAUGACUUAAAGACAGGAGACCUAUUGGAGAGGGUCUACUUGUCAGUACAUUACAGAUUUAAACAUGUGCAAUGGGAGUCUGAUUUGCAAAGAGUAGUGCUAAAGACCGUUCACUUCUCUAGUCAAAACAGACCUUUGAUGUUUCUCUCAUUUUUAAUGGUAGCUCCUUUACAGUUCCUAGGUUUGAUGCCUAUAGAGAAAGCUAUAUUUGGUCAGGACACUGUUGAUGCUACUGCAAGCAAUGGCUUUUUGGUUAUUCUGCAUCAAUCCUAUAGAAUCAGAUUUUACAGCCUGUUAGAAACUUUUAAAAAAUACAGUUUUGAUGUACAAUUGGGAAAAAACUUAGGAACCUCAUCAUCUGAUAACAGCAUACGGGAACUGACUUCACAAUUUGGUAAUACUUGUUGUGAUCCAUUCAUUGUUGGAGCAGAACCAAAUGGAAUGCCUGUCAAUAUUUCAUUUUCAUCAAAACCUGUUGUAUUGUUUGAGGUUACAAGUAAUCAACAUUUGAUCUCCUUUGGAGGGUAUCCAUGGCAUUACAUUGCUUGUCCUCAGUCAUUUCAGGGUGUUUUUCAUGUUCGUUCAGUAAAAGACUCAAAUCUUGUAAAGGAUGGACUGCUGCAAAUGGAUUCAAUGUCUGUUGAACCGGAUCAGGCUUAUUUCCAUGCUGACAACAGUGGCCGCAUCAUUCACAUUGGUCCCCACACAAUCAGGUACGUUUGGCAACUAAUCAAUGUUCAGAUGUGCAAAUAACAGUCGGCCAUCUUUCCAACUAAAAUUUCGCAUACGAAACAAAAUCCUCAACUGGACAGUUAAAAUAUGACAGAGUAUCAUUUUAACGCUGAGGAUUUACAGUCAAACCAGGUCAAGCGUUCCCGUCGCUAACAAACUAAUGAAUUCAUUAAUGGAAAAAUGAUUUCGUUUGUUGAUUCAAUAAUCCAUUCAUAAAAUGAAUAAUCCAACGGUCAAAUUGUACCUCGAUUCAAUAAUCAAAUGUUGAUUUGGUUUAUGAACAAAAUCUACCUGUUCUUUAUUCUUGUCUGUUGUGUUCAAUCGUAUUUGCUUCCCUUUUCCUGCCGUUUUACGAUUGCGUUUUCAUUGCCUUUAAUCAAAAUAACAGCUAGAAUAGACAGACCGCAAAACGCAAAGAAACUGACAAAGGCCCAGGAUCGAAAUCCACCAAUCACCGCACAUACACUGACCUCAGUUUGACCGUCGUCUAAGAGGUCAGGCCUAGGUCUGUUGCACUGAUUAACAGCAGCAAACUGGCCAUCUGUAACAGUUUGUUUGGGUUUGAACUUCAAACUUUCUCAGCAAAAAAAGAGAAAAACAAAAUUCUGAGGUUAACUUGUGGAACAGUAAUCGAAUCAACAUUCAAAUGGAAUCGAGGCUAAAUAUGACUAUUGAUUAUUCAUUUUAUGAAUGGAUUAUUGAAUCAACAAACGAAAUUUUUUGUGACUGAAUUUUAGUUAGAUUAAUGAAAUUGACUUGGUUUGACUGUAAUUGUGUUUUGUCCAAUGAAAUUAAAAGCCAACAUACUUUACACCAUGCUCGCCGAUCCUGUUUUUGUCUUCUUGAGUGUGGAGGAGAAAAGGAGGCUUUACCUGACAUCUGGGAGGGUGGGGGGGGCUACUUUAGGACUUUUUGGGUGGGGGUGUGCUGUAGGGACCCUGGAAUCCUUAGCCUCUACUAGAGCUAGUUCAAGUGAAUUUUUCUACCCUAUACUAGACUAAACUCCCCAAAUCCCCCCUAUCCUAGAGUAGCUGUUUUCCAGAAACAACUGAGGUCACUUGCACAGUCCAGCCAAAACAAAACUGAUUUGAUUUUUUUGUAUUCUUGAGUGGUAAUUCCCUGUUUCCCUAGUCUAGACUAAAAUCUUCAGCCAUCCCAGUUGAUAAGUUUCAGUGGAAAAUGAUACCCUCUUCUAGACCCAAAUUCUAUGAUUUAUAUACCCUUCACAACGGCACAUACCUGUAUAGCCCAUAUAUGGCCUGACAUGCAUCAAGCAUUAAUUUUUUGAAGUCCUUGAAGGUUAAACUUUGAGACUAGUCAAUCUUGUUCUUACUCAUCAAAUUCGUUUCCCGAGAGCAAGCAUGCAUUUAUUGACACACCAAUGGAAAGAAAGGUUCUUCUAGAAAGGUGAAUGUAUACCUGCACCAAAAUAAAAUGCCUACAAAAUCUCAUGCUUAAUUUCAAUAAAAGAUUUAGCAAUGCAAUGCAAGUCUGUCUGGAAUAUCAAAACAGCCACUUCCAAACUCCCUCUUGGUGAAAACGUUUAUUAAUAGAUUUAUAACAUUUCAGGUGUUUCAAGUUGUGCCCAGUGGAAUCAAAACGGUCAGCGUUUGAACUCAAAAGUUGUUUUUCGCUAAAUCUGCACAACAAAAACAGCUGCUGCCCUAAAACAGUCAGGUACACUUCCUCAGGGCGAGAAAUUAAAGCCAGAAGUGAUGACCAAAUAUGUAACAUUCCAGAUGAAACGGUGUUAGAUAUAGACUAUGAAGAUGAACUUGACCUCUUAGUGGUUCUUCACUCAAAUGACUCUGGAGACAUGCCCUGUGGAGUAAUAGGACUGUAUGAUAAUCAAACAGGAUCUCUUGUGCAGGAAACUGUAAUUGAAAAUUGGACUCAAGAUGCUGAUCAUUCUAUUAUGAUGGAGAAAGACACAAUUGUUCACAUAAUGAAAGAUCCCUUCAGGAAAUUUUUCUGCACUGUUUAUCGUCUCACUCCCUAA
Molecule: messenger RNA, 3157 nt
Organism: Porites lobata
Lineage: Eukaryota; Metazoa; Cnidaria; Anthozoa; Scleractinia; Poritidae
Source: the annotation of a GenBank genome assembly